UGCAAGGUAACGGAAUUUCUUUACGCUCUUACUCGCUAGAGUCUAUGGCCUCAUCGAUAGAUCCAGGGUCGGAUACACAUGGGAAACCAGCUGAGACGGUAACUGCCAUCCCGUGCGAUAUUUUGGAACUUGACCCAGAGGAAAGGAAGGUUUUGAAGCAACAAGCAUGCGACCACAAGACUGCCGGGAACGAGCUAUUUAAAGCAAAGGAGUUUGAAGACGCAAUUCGAAGGUAUGAGGAAGCCUUGGCCAUCUGCCCUGAGGACGAGAAUGAGGAUCGAGCGGUCUUUUAUUCGAAUAUUGCGGCAUGCCACAUGCAACUGAAAGAGUAUGAAAAAGCAGUAGAACAAUGCACACAAGCGUUGAAAUGCAACCAGAACUACGUCAGAGCGCUGUCACGACGAGCUAAGGCGAACGAAUGCAUCGGUUCAUGGUCGUCAUUGAGCGACGCAUUGCGAGACUACAGGGCGGUUCUGAAACUAUCACCUGGCGAUGAACAAGCACAGAAAGCGGUGAACAUACUACCCAAACGGAUAGAAGAGCAGCAAGAAAAAGAAAAAGCCGAAAUGAUAGGUAAACUGAAGAACCUUGGUAACAGCUUCCUUGGUAAUUUCGGACUUUCGUUGGACAACUUUGCAAUGGAUCGAGAUCCGGUCACUGGUGGAUAUAGUGUAAAUAUGACCAAAUAAACCGGUCUCUCUUUACUAGUACAACUGGCACCGCACUUGUUCACCGUCACCCUGUCCUGGACACUAUGUGUGAUGUGUAGAA
Molecule: messenger RNA, 771 nt
Organism: Spizellomyces punctatus DAOM BR117
Lineage: Eukaryota; Fungi; Chytridiomycota; Chytridiomycetes; Spizellomycetales; Spizellomycetaceae
Exons: 8
Coding region: 45-689 (214 amino acids)
Molecular function (GO): protein binding
Source: RefSeq, a predicted model, not a curated record